AUGGAGUCCCCGUCGCAGUAUGUGGAUCUGUCUUCUUGGGGCUUCAGGCUGUGGUGGUUCAUCCUGCUCUCGGUUCAUCUUGUGACCUUCGGGUACAACGCGUCCAAUGGUCUGUUCUACUAUGAGCUCGAGUCGACCUACCUGUACGCGUGUCUGAUCUACUCGGGUAUCGGAAUGCCUGCUGAAGCCCACCAUACGAUCGCAAACGUGAACAUUGCCAUGGCCGGAAUGCAUGGCGUGUGCGUCUUACUGAUGAUGACUGGGUCUCUGCGGCACCGCAAGCUGGUAUUUUACCCUUGGCAGCAAGAAACGGUGUGGGGCCGGGAGGGCGUACUGGGCGUGAAUGGGAGCAACUUCCACGCCAUUCUCGCGGCUCGUGAACUAUUGGAGACGGCACUUCAAACCGUGCAAGCGUAUCGGAUGAGUUGGCUCCUGCCUCGCAUGCUGUUCAACCGCUUCUACCUGAUCCUGCUGGUGCUCAACUGCUGGUCUUCGGUGGCGAUUUACUCGCGGUUGUUCCGCUGGAAUGAGGUUCGCAAAAGGCUUGCGUGUCUGAUGUGCGACUGCAUCCUCGAUCUCGUGUCUUGCAUCGGUGUGCCACUGACGGUAGUACUGAGUUACAUCGACGACUUCGACCCCAAAAUCCAGGGCUUUCCCCUACUAAUCUGGUACGACGACGUGUGGUCUGCCAGCGUGCUGAACGAGUUUCAAAUGGUCGUCGUUGUGUCUUGGUCGGACCUGGCGAGUCGAACGAUCUUCUCGUUUGGUUUAAUCAUGACCACUACGAGCAUGAAGAAGCUGCUGCGUAGAGCGAGUUCGGCCAUGGUGCUUGCUCUGCACAUCCAAGCCUCGUGUCAACCGGAAGUGCCCCAAUGCGUCUUGCAGGUUCAUCCGUGGGCCCUGUCGGAGCCGGCGUGCUACCUCGCAGUCCUCGAUUGCUAUCGACUUGGGAUAUCGGGCAGUAACGACGAAGUUGAGGCCAAAUGGAGCGAGUUCGACCGAUCGACAGUCGUGACGCUGGUGAUCCGUCAUUGCCCCGCGCUGGAAGUCCCGGACAUGAUAGGUGACUUCCACUUGACCACAGGGAUCAAGCUGUACAACUCGACCAUCAACCACUGGGGGGAACCUGCUGCGCUUACAAUCGCAAAUCAUCCCGAGCUGAUUUGGUCCUACUUGGUACGGGUUGAUGUGACCGAUGGCAUUAUACCAGUCCAGGGAUCGGACAAUAUACAAUUUCUGUACGAUCUUGAAUUUUCACAUACGAGCAUCCACGAUCUCGACUCGAAAUGGUUAAUGGGGACGACCAUUUAUCUGGAAUACUCCCAGCUCACGGCCGUACCUCCAGUGCUGUUGCGUUUGGAGCCUUUUAGUCUCUCGUUAAGGGGGAACGCAAUCUCCGAGCUCCCACCAGAGGUUUUUGAGGUCACGGGCAUGACGUACUUGAACGUUGGAGGGCUACCAAUACAAGAACUUCCCCGUAACGUCAGUCGUCUCUCGCCACAGUUGGUUUACAUGAACAUGGCGAACACAAACAUCUCGUUUUUCUGGCAGUGGGUCGACCCAUUCGUGGAGAGGAGACUGGGUCAACCCGUCGUGUCCCUGGCGAUGCGAGAGACCCCAUAUUGCUCCGAUCUCGAUGAAAUCAUCGAAAUGAUCAGAACCUUCGUCAACUGCACGCAAGUUGCUGAAGGCUUCGGUAACGCGUAUCCGAUCACUUUUGAAGACAGCAUCAAUGCACUCGAAGCAACUUAG
Phytophthora sojae is the source of this 1752-nucleotide messenger RNA. RefSeq lists its product as hypothetical. NCBI's taxonomy places the organism in Eukaryota, Oomycota, Peronosporomycetes, Peronosporales, Peronosporaceae. The transcript has 5 exons. The record is from RefSeq and is a predicted model, not a curated record. The coding region runs from base 1 to 1752 and encodes 583 amino acids.